AUGAAACCCAGCCAAACACCACUGCCACAUCUGAUACACGCCGAAAAACAAGCGGCUGAAAUCAUAUACGAUGCGAGAAGACGCAAAACUAUACUCAUCAAGAAAGCAAAAUAUGAUGCGAAUAAAGAAGUCGAGCAAUACGGUACCGAACGCGAAGAAAAGUUAAACAAACUUACGACACAUGCUAAUGAAGGCUUGGAAGUAUUGGAGAGAAAAUUGGCGAAUACAACAAAAGAAAAAAUUGCUAAAAUUGACGAACAAGUGGGGCAGAAUAGUGAAAAGGUCAUCAAUAGGCUGUUGAAAUUGUUGUAUGAUUUCAAACCGGAAGCGCAUCCCAAUCAUCAAUUUUUGAAAGAAGAAAAGCAAGACAAUCUCAUGCAUUUGGUUGUUGCCAAGCGCAAAUCCGAAGCAAAGUUGAGUAUUUAG
This is a messenger RNA of Zeugodacus cucurbitae (melon fly), 426 nucleotides long. RefSeq names its product V-type proton ATPase subunit G 2. The coding region runs from base 1 to 426 and encodes 141 amino acids. The record is from RefSeq and is a predicted model, not a curated record. Gene Ontology annotation, molecular function: proton-transporting ATPase activity, rotational mechanism. Gene Ontology annotation, biological process: proton transmembrane transport. Gene Ontology annotation, cellular component: vacuolar proton-transporting V-type ATPase complex. The transcript has a single exon. NCBI's taxonomy places the organism in Eukaryota, Metazoa, Arthropoda, Insecta, Diptera, Tephritidae.